This is a messenger RNA of Siniperca chuatsi (mandarin fish), 2393 nucleotides long. RefSeq names its product triple QxxK/R motif containing (gene triqk). NCBI's taxonomy places the organism in Eukaryota, Metazoa, Chordata, Actinopteri, Centrarchiformes, Sinipercidae. Gene Ontology annotation, cellular component: endoplasmic reticulum membrane. The coding region runs from base 205 to 459 and encodes 84 amino acids. The transcript is spliced from 4 exons. The record is from RefSeq and is a predicted model, not a curated record.
AGUGUUGACGCGUAAACCAGGAACUCUUAAUGGAAGAAGUGGUAUGUUGGCAUUCCAGCGAAAUUUGGAUCAAAGUACAAUAAAACUGUCAAGUCUGUCGUCCUUGCGUGUCCACAUACAGCAACCAGGCAUUUGGUAAUGCAGAGACACCUCUACUAAGCGACAUAUUCUCUCGAUAAACAAGAACAGUGCUGAGGAAGGAGAAUGGGGAAGAAGGAUGCCAGUGCGACCAGAUUACCAGUUGAUCAGUACCGAAAACAGAUCGGUAAGCAGGACUGCAAAAAGACAAAGUCGGUCUUAAAGGCCACACGGCUGAAAGCUGAAGCAAAGAAGACUUCCUCUGGAUUCAGGGAUGCAUUCCUGGUCAUCGCAGCAAUCCUGUUCUUUGUCCUCUGUGUCUACGCCUUCUUCUACCUCAACCUGAGCACUGAGAUUAACCUGGAUGUGGAUGUGGAUUAAUAAGAGGUGGCCAGAGUGCUGACAACUUUCUUGUCUUUCUGAUGAGAGGGGGAUGAAGAAUGAACACAUACAGUCAAAUUACUGUCCUAAUGGCCACAGUGGUGAUUUAAUGUCCUGUUUAAUUUGGGAUUGGUUGAUGCAGUCUGUCAGCCUUUUUAUACACCUUUGGUGACACAGUGACAAUGAACUGCCUCUUCUGGAGAAAUGACACAAUGCAUCAAAUAACUUAAGUUUCAGGCCACUUUUGAAAUUUGCAUAGUUUUGUAUCUAGACACUUAAUUUCUUCUUUCCCUUUAUUUUCUGCAUGGGAACACGCAAUGGAAUUGUAAUCAUUAUUAUACUGACAUUAUUUAUACUAUGGUUCUACAUCCAUUAAUGUUAGUUUCUUCUUUUUUUUCCUGAGCCUAGAUCUGAGAGAGUAGCUUUGAUUUUCCUUUCCCUCAGGUCAGUGACCUCUUGUAUAACAUUUUGUUGCAAAAUCUACAUUCAGCAAAGGAAAUGAGCCUCUUUUUACACAAGUCUUCCAAACUACAGUCGAGAGCAAGCUCUGUUAAUCAUAUUCUGCGGAGUCACGUCCCACUAAUAGAAAAAUGUAAAUCUCCUGCUGAACCUCUCGUCACAUGGAGACAAACACUUGCCUCAGAUUCGAGUGCACAAACCGCUCCUCCCGGAUAUCUGGAGAUCACAAAGUGUGAGAUUAGAAUCCACAAAGCCCUCGUUCUGAUGGAACAUGUGUGCAGAAUACAGAACAACACGCUGUACCUGCCGCACAUACAUGCAGCACGGAGACAGACAUCCACAGGAUUAGCAUUACAAAUAUGAUCCUGUUCUUUCAUUUGAAUGGAAAUUACAGAGAUGAACGAUGACUGAAUAGAGGUGAGCCCAUAUGUUUCUCACAAGGAACACCUUGAUAAUUUUCCUUCUUGUCAGAUGUAUGUAUUGUUGUCUGUCUCUAUAGAACAGAAUAUGAAGGUUUGUCUAAGCCUCGUUAUCCCACUGAUCUCAGUUAACUCUUUGUGCACUAGUACUUGGUGCAAGGACUGACCUUCCAUUAACCAUUUCAGUCCACUUUUUGAGAGAUUCUUUCUUUGUUAGCAAAGGAGUACAGUCAGGGGCUUUUUGUUUUUGUUUGUAAUUGCACAAUCUUUCAUAUUAUCACUUUCUAUUCCAUGUUUUUCUCAGCCUAACUAGCAAUAGCAAUACUGUUGUCUAAAAGGCACUUGAUGUAUUGUUUUGGAUGUGACUCUUUUAUAUUAGUACAAUGCAUAAAAGGCCAAUACCAAAUACACAAAAGGCCUUGUGACGUCCUAACAUUCAUUCAUUCCUAACAUGUUUUUUUUUUUUCUCCACUGGGUCGCUUGGUGUGUGUUGGCUGACAUGAUUCUCGAAAUGUGAGACAGAUUUUGAGGUUUUCUCCCAUGACCUCCUGACCUCUAGUAAAAGACUACAUGUCCAAGAAACCAUUAUGAUAAACAUGCACCCAUACCCUCACCCAGUGGCUUUUAUCUGACCCUGCUCCACCACUGUGAGUCACUCACAUGGCUAACAAUAGAUAACCCGACCUAAUAGACCUUCAAACAUGACUCCUGUUAUCUAAAAGGUCACCAUUACCAACUACUGACAUUAGCACAAUGAAAAGGAUCUGGCAGCACAACCUAUUUAUUUAGACCCUUGUUUGGUAAGAUGAGAUGCAAGAUAUUUUUCACAAUAGAGUAAUGGUUAGUGCUAUUAUUGAGUUUGUGUGGUAUAUAAACAUUUUACGGUUUGCUUUGUCAUUAUUAUUCGGUUACGGCAUACUGCGUGAUAUAUUAUGAAUUCUUUUUCUGUAUUUCUUUUGUUAAAUUGCUUAAAUCAAACUAUCUUCUUGUUGUAAGGAUAUAUAAAUAAUGCAUAAUGUAAAAGAAAAUUAAAGGACUUUUUCAGUUUUCAAUAAA